AUGGCCGGCGCUUCGGCAUCCACGGAGCGCAUGUUCACACGACUUUUGGCCUACUGCGGCAACGCCGAAACGAUGGGGUUUGUGCCGCAAAAUGCUCACAAACUCGUCGCAAUCCCGAACGGAAAUCGAUCGAUUCUCGAUCUAAUCUCGCGCAAAGUUCUCGUCGAAGUCGAGGGCGGCGGAUACCGAUUCCCGGCAUGCAUCAUGGGCGUUCGCGAAGAGCUGCCGAGAGGCCCAGCAGUCCCCAUCGAUGCCUGGACCAUCGUCCGUCGCAUCAUCCCCGCCGAACAUUCCUCGGCCACGAAAACAUCGUUGGCGUUGGAGGUGUCCGCGCUCCUCAAGCAAGGCACCACCGAAACCGACGUCACCGCGGCCUUGGAAAUCUGGCUCGGGAAACCAGGCCUCGGACCGAAGGUGCUUCCGCAUCUGCUGUCCGACGUGAUCCGAGAUCGAACAGCACCACCGACCAGUCGAGAAGCGGCAGCGGUAAUCGCGCACAUCGCGCUCGUCCAUCGGCGUACAGCGCCGAGACCGGCGAACAACGAGGAGGCGAUUGCGUUGGCGAAGUCGUGGGCGAGAGUGUUUUCGCAGCACAACUUGGAGCUCCCGGAUUUGUUGGCGGCUGUGGAGAAGCGGGCCGCGGAUGAGGGCAUUGCGUGUACGCAAGUCUCGUUGUACGCUCGCAAUUAUCGCCCGCUGCAACGGGCUCAAAUCGGAAGGAAUGUCAUGACUGUUCUCGCUUUUCGUUCGCGUGGCCGGCACCGCACAGGUGUUCCCGCGCUUGAACUCAUCGCUUCACGUAAGCCCGCCACUGUGAAUGCUCCGGUGUGCGGCAACUGCACUUCCAUCAACCUCAGCGCGCACACAGAUCCCGGGUUCGGUGACUAUUUCGUGUGCGAGGACUGCAUGACGCAGCUCGACACAGACGGCGGUCGGAUA
Molecule: messenger RNA, 939 nt
Organism: Mesorhabditis spiculigera
Lineage: Eukaryota; Metazoa; Nematoda; Chromadorea; Rhabditida; Rhabditidae
Source: the annotation of a GenBank genome assembly